UCCUUUGUUGACAAAACUUGGCACCACUCGCUCGCCGAAGUUUGUUUUUGUCUGCUGUUGCUGCUGCUGCUUGUGCUGCUGUGCUGCUGCCGCUGCUCUUUUGUUUUUCGAAUCCGCCAGAUACGCUCGCACAUCCCGCCCUGCAGGUUGUUUUCGUUGCCCAGCGAAAAGGUCGUCAUUCUCACGGUUGUCUCUAGUCGCGUGCGCAAUUCAAUCCAAUCGUAUCCAAUCCGAGAAACUUCAACUAGCGACGGCUAUCCGCGGAAUACAAGUGACCAGUUGUUGCAAGUGCCGCCUUAAUUGGAUUACAAUGCUCAAGUGUGGCAAGUUUGAAGAGCUUUCAAAACUCAGAAAACUCAUUUAAGUGUUCAGUUGAAUGUUUAUUGGUUAUACUUUUUACACCGACUAUUAUCUGGAUUAAAGAAGCUGUUUCAUUUGGAAUAUGGUUGUUAUAAAUGGCUACACCUUCAAGACGCAGCAACUACUCACACAGCAGCCCGAACAUUCUCAGCAGUCCCAAUUCCUUCAGUUGCAGAGUCAGGGUCCGAAUCCAAGUCCUGGUCAACAGCAAACAGCUGGCUCCAUGACCAUGCCGGCAGCGGCACCGGGCAAGGGCAAACGGGAAUGGGAUAUCAAUGAUGCCAUUGUGCCACAUGUUCCGGAUCAGGAGUUUGACGAGUUCAAUGAGUGGAGCGAUGGUCAUGUCAGGCACAUCUACUCGCUGCACAACGAGGAGGCCAAAAAGCAUAUAUCCGGCUGGGCCAUGCGAAAUACGAACAAUCACAAUGUUAAUAUCCUCAAGAAGAGCUGCCUGGGAGUCCUGGUCUGCUCCCAGCAUUGUACACUUCCCAAUGGAUCGAAGAUUAACCUUCGUCCGGCCAUUUGCGACAAAGCCCGGCGAAAGCAGGAGGGCAAAGCUUGUCCGAACAAGAGUUGUCGUGGCGGAAGACUGGAAAUCAAACCGUGUCGCGGACACUGUGGCUAUCCGGUCACCCACUUUUGGCGGCAUUCCGGCAAUGCCAUCUUCUUUCAGGCCAAGGGAGUGCACGAUCACUUGCGACCGGAUCCGAAGAACUCCAGUGUUUCCAAGAGGGCUUUUGGCAGGGUGACGCUGGGAGGAAAGUCUGCCAAUGGAUCAGUCGGAAAGAAGUCGGUCAUUGCAGGCUUGGUUAAGCAGGUUAAGCAACAACAUAGUUUGAUAAGCAAGGUCCUGAAGCGUCCUGCUGCCAGCAAUCCUUUGGGACACUCCGCUUUGGAUAUAUACCAGUACAAUGCCUGUGGCAAGUGCACAACUUACAGCCACUGCACCUGCAGCUACCUGGAGGACACGACCACAGCGAGGAGUCACCAAUUGUCGCAGUCAUCGAAUUAUGGAACCAACUCCUGGCCUCUGAGUGGAUCUGAGUCUUCGGCGCCCUGUGAGACCGCCGCAAAUGUUUUUACGGUCAACCACCAGCACAUUACCUACAACUAUCCCAUCUACCAUGCAACUCCGGCGGCGGCAACAGCGGCACCAAGUAAAUCACCCAGUUUGCCCUACACUUGCAGCAUUUCGGAACUGGCCGCAUACCAGCAAUCAUCCAGUGGGAAUGCAUACACCAUGGGUGCUUCCGUACAUGGACAUACCCAGUGUCAGGGCCUAACUUACGAUUCCAGUCCACAACUGGCUACACCGGAACCGGAGUUCAUCAACUACUCGCAGGUCAAGCACUUUUGUGGUGGUCAGGAGGAAAUCACCUGCAAAGGUGAACCUGGGGCGGGUGUGCCGCCCACCAUCAAGUACAAUGCCACCGUGGAAACUCAGCCGUAUGUGGAGGAUAACUAUGACUACUACUAUAGUCCCAAGACGGAGUACGAGAUGCAGCAGCAGCACCACCAUCCACAGCACCACCAGUCGACGCACCAGCAAUUCGGGGGUAAUCAAUCCGCUGGGCAUCAUUACUACGAGAGUGGCAGUAGUUAUAAUGGAGUUAGCUACUUCGAUACUGGAACCACCACGGCGCCGGGAAAUGUUGCGAGUGGAAACAGCUUGGACACCGGAUACGGGAGCUACUACGAUCACUACUCCAGCUACGAACAACAAAUGGUUGCAGCGGGUGGCUUUACGUCAGCCGGAGGAUCCAGUGUUCCGGCAGUGGCACCCCCACCUGGCCACCCACCUCCUCCACCGCCACCGCCCACGCUGACGUACCACCAUCACCAUCACCACCACUUGCACCAUUCGGCGGCAACGACAGCACUGGCCCCACCGGCCACCCAAUGA
This is a messenger RNA of Drosophila eugracilis, 2263 nucleotides long. It is a transcript of the gene gcm2, whose product is annotated as transcription factor glial cells missing 2. Gene Ontology annotation, cellular component: nucleus. Lineage: Eukaryota; Metazoa; Arthropoda; Insecta; Diptera; Drosophilidae. The transcript has 4 exons. The coding region runs from base 443 to 2263 and encodes 606 amino acids. The record is from RefSeq and is a predicted model, not a curated record. Gene Ontology annotation, biological process: gliogenesis; regulation of transcription by RNA polymerase II. Gene Ontology annotation, molecular function: DNA-binding transcription activator activity, RNA polymerase II-specific; RNA polymerase II cis-regulatory region sequence-specific DNA binding.